AUGUCAGGCCUGGCUCACCUCCAGAACCAGGAACCUGAGUCUGCAGAUGCUCUGGGCCCCACAGCAGAAGCUUUCCUAGUCCCCAGAGAGGGCCAUCUUAAGUCCUCCAUCUCCCGAACACAUCCUUUCCUGCUGCCCACCCUCACCCCCACCCCUGCCACCUGCAUCCAACCACAAAGUCUGAGCACAGGGCACACGGUUUCGGCAGCUCACAGGCCCUUGCUGACCCACCCUCCUCACCCCUCCUCCGCCUUCCUGCCUCCCCCUUCCCAGGCUGACCGGACGACGUGCCCUUGCCCUGACCGGUUGCUCAGCCUUGCCUCUGCUCCUCUGCACAUCUGGCUCUCUCUGAUCCCAACCCCUCCCCACACCCCCUUCCUCUUCUCCCCCAUCUCCUCUGAGAAGCUGGCCUGCAGGCCCCAGCCUGCUCUCCCAUCACCUCUAACAGACUUCUUCUUGGUUUUACAGCCCGAACCCCAGACUGGAGACUUGACUGAGAUAUCUCGCUGUUGCUACAGCCACUGGGCUGUCUGCGUUGGUGAUGGAUAUGUGGUACACGUGGCACCCCCAAGAAAAAUCCCGGGAGCUGAUGGGGCCAGUAUCAUGUCUUCAGUGGUUGACAAGGCCUUCGUGAAGAAGGAGCGGCUGCGUGCCGUAGUUGGGGGAGAUACGCACAGGGUCAACAACAAGCACGAUGACAAGCACAACCCUUUCCCUCCCAGGAAAACCAUCCAGCCGGCAGAGGAGCUGGUGGAGGAGCUGGUGGACCAGGAGUUCUGCUGCAGCCUGAUCAUCAAUUACUGCGAGUUUAUCAUCCUUGAGCCUCUCUACACGGUCCCCCACAGCAACUAG
Odocoileus virginianus texanus is the source of this 852-nucleotide messenger RNA. The record is from RefSeq and is a predicted model, not a curated record. Lineage: Eukaryota; Metazoa; Chordata; Mammalia; Artiodactyla; Cervidae.